UGGAACCAGAAUCUGAGACUGGCAUCUCCGCUAAGAUCGCAGGAAAUCGAAUCCUGGACUCAUUAUCAUUACUUCCACGAAUGGCUUUGUGCCGCAUAAAUCUUCCUCACCGGUGUUCUUCCGGAACACCGCGCCUUGCCCCCACUUGGUCCCUCCAAAACCCUAAUCCUCCUCAAUUACUUUCUCCUUUUCCAUCUCUUCUCAAUUCCAAUAAGUUAUCCUAUUCCAGAAUCCGGCGCCGAAGCUUUAUUGCCAUGAACGCUCACAUGGCCACGGAACCCAAGCCUGUUUCAGAUGAUAGAAUGCUCGUUUAUGUUCCUCCUCAUCCGUUGAUCAAGCACUGGGUUUCAGUUUUGAGGAAUGAACAAACUCCUUGCCCCAUUUUUAAAAAUGCAAUGGCAGAGCUAGGAAGACUGCUUAUUUAUGAAGCUUCAAGGGAUUGGCUGCCUACUGUAACGGGGGAGAUACAGUCACCCAUGGGUGUUGCUUCAGUUGAGUUUGUCGAUCCAAGAGAGCCUGUGGCGAUAAUUCCCAUCCUCAGAGCCGGUCUAGCUCUUGCAGAAUACGCAUCAUCUGUAUUGCCUGCAACAAAAAUGUACCAUCUUGGGAUAAGCAGGGACGAGGAGACUCUUCAACCAACUAUAUAUCUUAACAAGUUACCUGAAAAUUUUCCUGAAGGUUCUCGAAUUUUUGUGGUUGAUCCCAUGCUUGCAACAGGUGGCACAGUUGUGGCAGCUCUUGAUCUCAUAAAGGAACGUGGAAUUGACAACAAGCAAAUAAAAGUGAUAUCUGCUGUUGCUGCACCUCCCGCUCUAAAAAAGCUCGGCGAGAAGUUUCCAGGGCUACACGUAUACACCGGAAUUAUUGACCCGACAGUUAACGAAAAAGGGUUUAUAAUUCCUGGACUUGGAGAUGCUGGCGAUCGCAGCUUUGGCACAUGAAACUGUUUCAUUGAGCAUCAGAAAUUCUGUUGCUUGGUAAUGAUCUACUUGAGAUUAUAUGGCGAUUGUAAGAUUGCGUAUAAUCAAAUGAUAAUUUCUGAAUGUCACGGCAAUGAAAGAGUCAGUAUAUAGGAGAAUUAGGGGAAAAGCUAUAUUUAUGGACUUAAUCUUUCCUCCCUCCUCCAUCGAUUUUAGUUGUAGUUGUGUUUUUCUAAACUGAUAUGGUUAUUUACAAUGCUUGGAUUUUGUUAUGGUUUCUGAAA
Messenger RNA from Cucurbita maxima (winter squash), 1204 nucleotides. RefSeq names its product uracil phosphoribosyltransferase. The transcript has 12 exons. Gene Ontology annotation, molecular function: uracil phosphoribosyltransferase activity. Bases 81 to 941 code for a protein of 286 amino acids. Gene Ontology annotation, biological process: uracil salvage. Lineage: Eukaryota; Viridiplantae; Streptophyta; Magnoliopsida; Cucurbitales; Cucurbitaceae. The record is from RefSeq and is a predicted model, not a curated record.